Aspergillus puulaauensis is the source of this 1230-nucleotide messenger RNA. Its product is annotated as caspase family protein. Gene Ontology annotation, biological process: proteolysis. Gene Ontology annotation, molecular function: cysteine-type endopeptidase activity. The transcript is spliced from 5 exons. The record is from RefSeq and is a predicted model, not a curated record. The coding region runs from base 1 to 1230 and encodes 409 amino acids. NCBI's taxonomy places the organism in Eukaryota, Fungi, Ascomycota, Eurotiomycetes, Eurotiales, Aspergillaceae.
AUGUACUCCUAUCAUCAUCCCCCUCCCCCGCCUCCGGGGAGUUGGCCUCAGCAAUGGGCGCAACCUCCUCCACCGCAGCAAUACAGCCAAUAUCCUCCGGGACAUUAUCCUCCACCAAACAACUAUCCUCCUCCUGGGGGCUAUCCUCCACCAAACAACUAUCCUCCGGGGGCUUAUCCUCCCCCUCAGCAUCAUCCCUCUCCGGUCCCGUCAUACGGCACACCGCCACUCCCUCAACGGCCGCACUCGGGCCAAACCCAUUCAAGGAAUUACUCCUCAAGUAGGCCCGCCGACCCAUCGCGCACUGAAAAGCACAGGCGCCGGCUAACCAAGACAGACCCGUCAUGGAGCCCCAGCCCGGGCCCCAAUCUCCCGCCCCGCCCGCCCAUGGGCGCCCAGCACUUCGGGCACGGCGCGCCAUCCAGCUACCGAUUCCAGUACUCGGCCUGUACCGGGCGACGGAAGGCUCUGCUAAUCGGGAUCAACUACUUUGGCCAGCCGAACCAGCUCCAGGGGUGCAUCAAUGAUGUGACGAACGUGUCAUCGUUCUUGCACGAGCGCAAGGGCUAUCGCAGAGAGGACAUGGUGAUUCUGACUGACGACCAGAAGAACCCGAAGAGUUUGCCCACCAAGUCGAACAUUAUCCGGGCCAUGCAAUGGCUGGUGCAUGAAGCGCAGCCGAACGACUCGCUUUUUAUUCAUUUUUCAGGACACGGCGGACGGACGCCUGAUCUCGACGGUGACGAAGAAGAUGGUUUUGACGACGUGAUCUACCCGGUGGAUUACCGGACAGCAGGACACAUUGUCGACGACGAAAUGCACGACAUCAUGGUCCGCCCUCUCCAACCCGGGGUGCGCUUAACAGCCGUCUUCGACUCCUGCCACUCCGGCACUGCACUCGACCUUCCAUACAUCUACUCAACACAGGGCAUCCUGAAAGAGCCCAACCUCGCCAAAGAAGCCGCCUCGGACCUCUUCUCGGCCUUCACCUCCUACAGCCGCGGCGACCUCGGCGGCGUCGCCCAGACAGCCAUCGGCUUCUUCAAGAAAGCCGCCCUGGGCGACUCAGCACGACAGCGCACCGUCCGCACCAAGACCUCGCCCGCAGACGUGGUCAUGUUCUCGGGCUCAAAGGACACCCAGACUUCGUAUGUCCACCAUGCCAUCCAUACCCUUGUUUCUUUUCUUUUCUUUUCUUUUCUUUUUUUUUUUUUUUCGAAAUACAACUAA